AGGAGGCCCUGACUCAGGAGCCCGGAAAAGGGGUGCAGUGGGCCCGUCCCCAAGUGCCCUGUGAACGUCCGUGCCACACACGGACGGCGGCCGCGCCCGCGCGGGAGGCUCGUCAGAGGAGGGGCUGGUUACAGACGCGGACGCCAGGGAGCCCAGCCCCCCGCGGGAGCCCGACCCGGUCUCUGGGGCCAGGACCGCUUCCCCAGCCGCGCGCGCUCACCCAGCUCCCCGCCAGCCACGGAGAAGUCCGUCUCCAGGAUGGCCCACUUCGCGAUCCUGGCACUGUCCGAGGCGGCCUCUGCGUUGGCAGCGACGAUCCCCUGCCCGAUGAACUCCAUGACCACUGGGUCUCCAUCGUCAAUGAUGUCUGACAGCCUGGUGGACGGGCUUCUGAGCUGCCGGCAGAAGGCGAUGGCCUCGCUGGUCAGCAUGUCCCGAGGCUGUCCUGUGUCCGUGUUGACCUGACACUAUCAUUUAGGGAUGAGGGGUCAGGCAGCCCUUGAACUGCCGCCACACCCGCUAGUGGCCCCCAAGCCCAGCUCCCAAUACUGGGGAUUUGUCCUUGAGGCUCACACAUCACUGUCACCUCGACCCUGGGAGGUUAGGGUCCCCAUCCCCACUGUCCAGAGGAAAAAACAAGGGCUCGGCUAGGAAGGACUUGCUCAGUGCUGCCUGGCCUCCUAGGGGUCAGAAGGGCCAGACUCGGGGCCAUCUGCUGUCUCUCUGGGGUCACCAGGAGCCCCCCACAAUAGGGAAUGACUAGAAUCCUGGGCUUGGUGCCCUGGGAGCUGGCACUGAGUGACUAUUGCUCCUCUCCCAGACUCAGUUUCCCCAUCUUGAAACAAGGAUGGCAGCCCCCAUCCAGCCGGCAUCCCAGAUUGCCACGUGGCUCAAGGACAGCCCCACGGUACCUUCAGCGUGAGCAGGGCACACAGAUACGGGGCGUCCUGGCCCACCAGCACGGCGUAGUGGACGAUGGGGACAUACUUCUUCACCCGCUCCUCGAUGGGGUUCGGGUUGAUCCUCUCGCCUGAACUGAGGGUGAUGACAUCUGCAUGUGGAACAGGGAGCUGUGUCGCGUCUCUGAGAAGCUGUCCCAUCGGCUCUCGUGGCAGCCUCGGGCGGGCCCUCGGAUACCGUCCCAAGGCAGAACGAGGGGGUGCCUGGAGCCCUCAGCUGCCCCUCGCUGCCCAGAGACACCCGAUGCAGCCCAGGCAAAGGGCACCCCUUCCUCUGAGCUGGACCUCAGCCCUCCGUCCCCGCGCGGUGCCCAAGCUGCACGAUGCCCACGGCAGCCGUGGGGGCCAGAGGCAGAGAGCAGCUCAAGGCCCGGCCCCGCUCACCCCUGACGCUGCCCACGACGUAGAGGAACUCUUCAGUGUCCAGGAAGCCCAGGUCCCCCGUGUGCAUCCAGCCGUGGUAGUCCAUCUUCUCCCGGGUGGUGGUCUCGUCGUUGAGGUACCCCAUGAAGAUGUUCCGGCCCCAGAUGUGGAUGUCCCCACUGUCCUGUUUCUGCACCCUGGUCUCCUAGGAUCCCCUGCACCCAAAGUAGGGGGCAGAUGGAGAAGGAAGCAGGGUGCGGACCCCCUGGGAGAGGGAGCCUGGCAACCUCAACUCAGAGCCAGGCUCGGGCACAUGGACGCAGCACACUCAGCCCCCCUGGCCACCAGGAGGUCACAGACAAGCACAGGGACAAGGCGAGCCACAGAUAAACUCAAGACACCUUUUGGGCGGAACCGAUUGCUGCCGAAGGCAUCUGGACAAGAGAGAACGAACACGCCGCAGGCAAGAGCGGGGGCCCUGCUUCUCGCCUGGAAACGGGGGGCUGGGCCUCGGCCCUCGGAGCUUCGGGUUCCAAGAAGGGCUCCCCAAGUCUGGAGACUCAGGGCGGGACUUUGGAGCUGGUCCCGCCAUCACCCGGGACACACCCCACAUGGGCUGGAUUGAGUCACCCCAGAUUUCCAGGUUGAAGUCCUAACCCUUAAUGAGAUGGUGUUUGGAAGUGGGUCGGUUCCGAUGAAGUUCCUCAGGAUGGUAUUGGUGCCCUUGAAGAGACACCAGAGAGCUCGCUCUAUUUCUUUGCGUGUGAGGGCACAGGGGGGAGCCGGCCACCUCUGAGCCAGGAAGGAGGCCUUCGCCCAGAACUGAGCGGCGGCGCCUGGGUCUCGGACGUCCAGCCCCUGGGACUGGGAGGUGAAUUUCCGUGGUUCAGGCCCGUUCUGUGACGGCAGCCUGAGCUGAGCACCGCCCUCGGAGGGCAGGGACCAGGCCUGCCUAGAAGCGCACCCUCCAGCACAGCACAAACUCCACGUUCAAACUCAGAUGCUCCCUGAACGAAUGAGUGAACAGCCCAACAAAUGGAUGGAGAACUGCUCGAGAGGCUUCCUUAUGCUCCUGUUCUGCCGGCUGAGUUCCCUUUGGCUAACCCCACGUAUCCUCCAUCGGUCUGUUCCAGGAGCACCGAUCACACAGCAGGGAGUUUUGACCUUGGCUCCCUGCCGUGACCCCAGACAGCGAUCACUCAACACCGACCAAAACGAGAACAGGCUCCCCAGCAGGCAUUGUUGGUCUGCGGAGUGGAAACUGAAUGCCAGCGCCCAGUGUGGCUGUAACUGUGGCCAGGUCACCUCUCCUUCCUUCAGCCCCCUUGCCUGCCCCUUUUCCGCCCCGUCUGUCCACAUUUGGGGGUCA
Messenger RNA from Pteropus alecto (black flying fox), 2691 nucleotides. RefSeq lists its product as uncharacterized. The record is from RefSeq and is a predicted model, not a curated record. The transcript is spliced from 2 exons. NCBI's taxonomy places the organism in Eukaryota, Metazoa, Chordata, Mammalia, Chiroptera, Pteropodidae. Bases 976 to 1947 code for a protein of 323 amino acids.